Pocillopora damicornis (cauliflower coral) is the source of this 674-nucleotide messenger RNA. RefSeq names its product nucleolar and spindle-associated protein 1. Gene Ontology annotation, cellular component: microtubule; mitotic spindle; nucleolus. NCBI's taxonomy places the organism in Eukaryota, Metazoa, Cnidaria, Anthozoa, Scleractinia, Pocilloporidae. Gene Ontology annotation, molecular function: microtubule binding. Gene Ontology annotation, biological process: mitotic chromosome condensation; mitotic cytokinesis; establishment of mitotic spindle localization. The record is from RefSeq and is a predicted model, not a curated record.
ACUGAAAUAAAAAGGAAAAAUCAUGGCAAACCAGCUGAAGUUACAUUCAAGCCAAUUGCUACAACUAUCAAUAAGUCAUCUACAUUUGUUUUUGGCUCUCCUGCUCCAAAACCAUUCUUCCAGCCUGCUAACAAAAUUGCCACAAAAAGUGAGAAACUCAGAUUGAAAUCACCCAAAGUUUUCAAGCCUAUCGCUUCUGGAUCUGCUUCAAACAUUGAAAAGCCCAAGACUCCUUUAGCGCGGAAAUCCCUUCCUGCAACAGCCAGGAAGGAAGACAAAUCAAAAACACCAGCAAAUCCAUCCCGCAAGUCAAUUGCUGUGACACCUUUCAGAUUUUUGCCAGCCAAUGCACUAAAUGUCACAACACCAACCCCAAGAAAAAAAUUUGAUCUCAAAGCAAGCUUGGCCAAACCCUUAUCCUACAAGCCACACACUGGAAAAUUGAAACCUAUUUCUUCAUACCAGGAGGAAGUAAGGCCUACCAUGAGCCAUGCUAAAGUGAAGAAUCAUAAAGUGGAUGUCAAAAGUGUGAAAGUCACAUCAAGGUAAGGACUUCAACCACAGAGUAGCAGUCCUGCACAUUUACAAAUUAUCUGUUUAGCUCUUAGUGAACAAACUUCAGCCACCAUUACGUGUCAAAAGUCCUCAAAAGAGUAAUUUUUCACCCCCACAAG